Macrosiphum euphorbiae (potato aphid) is the source of this 255-nucleotide messenger RNA. The record is from the annotation of a GenBank genome assembly. NCBI's taxonomy places the organism in Eukaryota, Metazoa, Arthropoda, Insecta, Hemiptera, Aphididae.
AUGACCCAGAUUCAUGUAUGCCCAGAUUUAUUUAGGCCCAGAUUUCUAGGCAAUUCCCAGAUUCAGGUAGGUACAGAUUUCUUGGUAAUUCCUAGAUUCAGGCAGGCCCAGAUUUCUAGGAGAUUCCCAGAUUCAGGAACGGCCCAGAUUCAUGUAUGCCCAGAUUCAGGUAAGCCCAGAUUUCUUGUUAAUUCCCAGAUUCAGGAAUGGCCCAGAUUCAUGUAUGCCCAGAAUUAUUUAGGCCCAGAUUUCUAG